This is a messenger RNA of Adelges cooleyi (spruce gall adelgid), 3552 nucleotides long. RefSeq names its product zinc finger protein 664-like. Gene Ontology annotation, cellular component: nucleus. The record is from RefSeq and is a predicted model, not a curated record. The coding region runs from base 646 to 2712 and encodes 688 amino acids. Gene Ontology annotation, molecular function: RNA polymerase II cis-regulatory region sequence-specific DNA binding; DNA-binding transcription activator activity, RNA polymerase II-specific. NCBI's taxonomy places the organism in Eukaryota, Metazoa, Arthropoda, Insecta, Hemiptera, Adelgidae. Gene Ontology annotation, biological process: regulation of transcription by RNA polymerase II. The transcript is spliced from 3 exons.
AAUUAGGGUACUCAACCUAUGUACUGUUCUUGUGACAGUUUGUCAAUUUCACGUUUUACAAAGUGUUAAUAAAUUAAACCGACAUUAUUAAAAGUCUUUACUUAUUUCAAAAACCAUCUUCCUCGCAUUGAUUUCGACUUCUGAACAACAAAUAAAUUACUUAAUAGCCUGGUACCAGUAACCAGGUUAUAACAAUGGAUUUAUCAGGGGGAAAAAAAUACAUUUUUCAGUAAUAAAAUAAUUAAAAUUCAAACGCCAUCCUAUUAACGCCCUGAUGAUGUGAGCCAGUACUGCAAAAUAUUGCAAUAAUAAUAUGAAUGUACUAAGCCCGCUCGUUUGAAUAUUUACUAUCGUACAGUUCCAGUUUCUACCACCAGGAGGCUUUAGCAGUCCCCGACGUUAUCUGUUAUCAGUCGGUUACACACACAGUAAACACGGUCGUUUUGACUUUUGUUCAUCUGAUGUCACGUUCAAAGUAAACCGGAUUAGAAAAUUAGAAAGUUAUAUUGUUGCGUUUCUACGUAUGAAAAAAUGAAUUAAAUUUAGUUUGUGAUUUAAUAUCUGUCGUUUUGGAUCUAGGGAUCAGAGAUUCGGCAAGCGUUCCCAGCAUAGAUUUAAAGAAGUGAAAAACUAGCUAGAAUUAAAAUGGAUGAUUAUAACUGCGAAACCGUAAUCAAAAUAGAAGAAGAAAAUGAGGAUAUGAUAGAAGAAUUUUCCGGAGCCUUAGUGAAAAAAACUGAACCGUAUAGCAAUAAAAAAUCAUACAAGAGUUGUCCAAACCCUCACAACAAACCUCAAAUAAAUAUUGACGGAGAUACAUAUAAUGACAAUCGUACGAGAAAUGAAGCAAAUAAAAUACCAGAUGGCUGUUAUUUCGAAUCAAUGAUUGAGACAGAUAACAAUAAACCAACGGCAACGAAGUAUAACAAUGAAGAUAUAACAAAACGGCGGUUUUUCCAAUGUAAUUUAUGUGAAAAUUCGUUUAACACUAAAAAGCAAAUAACUUUACAUUUAAUAAAAUCCCACAAAACGAACAAAUACUCUCCCCAAAAACUCAACACCAUACAUCGCAAUAAAUUGUCUAAAGGAUACACAAAAACUAACCGAUCCUAUAAAUGUGAAGUGUGUUUUAAGUAUUUUCUUUCUAAUUCCGCCUUUAUAAUACACAAACGUGUGCACACUGGAGAGAAGCUUUAUAAAUGUAACGUGUGUCUGAAGUCAUUUUCUCAAAAAGGCAAACUUACAAUACACAAACGUGUGCACACAGGAGAGAAGCUUUAUAAAUGUAACGUGUGUCUAAAGUCAUUUUCUCAAAAAAACUAUCUCGCAACACACAAUCGCAUCGUACACAUCGGAGAAAAACCUUAUAAAUGUGUUGUCUGCCUACGGUCAUUUUCUGGAAAAAAUAAAUUAACAAUACACACACGCGUACACACUGGCGAAAAGCCUUAUAAAUGUAACGUGUGCCUGAAGUCGUUUUCUCAAAUAGGCUCGCUCACACUACACGGACACGUGCACACUGGUGAAAAGCCUUAUAAAUGUGAUUUGUGCUCAAAGUCGUUUUCUUCGAAAGGCAAUUUAGCAACACACAAUCGCGUGCAUACUGGCGAAAAACCUCAUAAAUGUACCAUAUGCUUAAAAUCAUUUUCCGAUCCGUCUGCCUUCAGAAAACACAAACGCGUGCACACUGGCGAAAGGCCUUAUAAAUGUUCUGUAUGCCCAUUGUCAUUUUCUGAAAAACCCUCACUCAGAAUACACGAACGCGUGCACACCGGUGAAAAGCCCUUUGAAUGCGAUGUGUGUCUAAAGACAUUUUCUAUAAAAUCCAACCUCGCACUACACGAACGCGUGCACACAGGGGAUAAGCCCUACAAAUGUAACGUGUGUCUUAAGUCAUUUUCUGUAAAAUCCAACCUCACAACACAUGAACACUUGCACACUGGGAAUAAGCCUUAUAACUGUAACGUGUGCCAAAAGUCAUUUUCUUUCAAAUCCAACCUCACAAAACACGAACGCUUACACACAGGAGAGAACCCUUAUAAAUGUAACGUGUGUCUAAAGUCAUUUUCUCAAAAAAGCAACCUUAUAAGGCACAUACGGAUGCACACUGGGGAAAAACCCUUUAAGUGUGUUCUGUGCCUUAAGUCCUUUGCUAUGGCAUCCGCCCUCACAAAACACAAACGCGUGCACACUGAUGAAAAGCCCUACAAAUGUAGCAUAUGUCUCAAGUCAUUUUCUAGAAUAUCCUAUCUCACACGACACAAACGCGUGCAUACUGGCGAAAAGCCUUAUAAAUGUUUGGUAUGCUCACAAUCAUUUUCUGUUAAGUCUGCUCUUACAAACCAUAAGCGCGUGCACACUGGCGAAAAGCCUUUUAAAUGUGAAGUGUGUCUAAAGACAUUUUCUAUAAAAUCCCACCUCGCGAUACAUGAACGUGUUCACACUGGCGAAAAGCCCUACAAAUGUAACGUGUGUCUUAAGUCAUUUUCUAGUAUAUCCUCUUUUACACUACACAAACGCGUGCACACUGGCGAAAAGCCUUAUAAAUGUUUGGUAUGCUCACAAUCAUUUUCUGAUAAGUCUACUCUUACAAAACAUAAGCGCGUGCACACUGGCGAAAAGCCUUAUACAUGUAUUGUAUGCUCAAAGUCAUUUGCCAGAAAAUGCACCCUUACAGUACACGGACGCGUGCACGCUGGUGAAAACCCCUAAAAAGGUAAAAAGUGUUUCUUAAGUAAUUGUAUAACAUUUUACAAAACACCAAACCCUGGGUAAAAGCCAUCAUGAAAAUCUCAGAAAAAAAAUGUAUAUUAAUCGAGAAAUAUUUGAUUAAUUAGUUUAUAAAUUUAAAGUGUUAAAUGAGCUACCUGUAAUUUAAUAUAACAAAUGCUACUGCUAAAAUUUUAAUUAAUAUUGUUUUAUUUUAAUCAAAUAUUUUUUAUCCACCUCGUGAUAUUAAUGUUGAAUAUAAACCUAUAAAUGUUACAUGUGUUAACACGAUAAAAACACGAGCAGAGUGACGAAGACUAAUAAUUGAGGCGCUCAGAUGCUAUACCAAUUAACUCCAUAAAAUGAAAUUUUCCAGGACAGGCAGUUAUAGUUAUUUGAAAAAAAGUAUGUAAGUACAAUUGCCAAUUUUCUUAGCACACUCUAGUGGUGAAAGAUUCAACUAUGGAGUUAUUUAUCUUGGCCGCUGAAAAUUAUACACUUUUUUAAUCCACCCAUGCUAUUAUUCGAAAUUUGAAAAAAGUGGAGUUAAUCGGUUUGGCAUCUGAGCCCCUCAAAUGUGAUUUGUGAUCGAUAUUGCAAACUAGUAUUAGAUAAUAGUAUGUCAACAUAAAAAGAAAUUGUUGCACGGAGUUUAUUUUUCAUUGCUGAUUUUUUUAGGGAAUUUUUUACAUGUAUUAUUUAUAUUAAACUUGUUUUAAUAUUGUUAUUAUUCAUUGUUUUAUGUGUGUUAUCAUUUAGUAAUAUUAUUUGUAUAAUAUAAAAUGUUUUUUAUCUUUUAUUUCAACAAACACUAUAUUUAUAAAAUAUAAUUGCAACAUUGUA